Chiloscyllium plagiosum (whitespotted bambooshark) is the source of this 445-nucleotide messenger RNA. The record is from RefSeq and is a predicted model, not a curated record. NCBI's taxonomy places the organism in Eukaryota, Metazoa, Chordata, Chondrichthyes, Orectolobiformes, Hemiscylliidae.
UAAGGACCCCCUCGCUGAAGAAUUUGAAGACAAGGAAUGGACCUUCGUUAUCGAAAACGAACGAAAAGGGCAUCGAAAGGUGCUGGCAUCUGCCGAUAUAAACAUGAAGAAAUACGCCAGUCCAAUGCCCACCAUGACAGACGUCAAGCUCAAACUCAAACCCCUCUCCGUCAAGGUCAUCUGUGCCACGCUGCAGUUCUCCCUCUCCUGUGUCUUCCUCCGAGAAGGACGGGCAACGGACGAAGACAUGCAGAGCCUGGCCAGCCUGAUGAGCGUGAAGCAGGCUGACAUCGGGAAUUUGGACGAUUUUGCCGAGGAGAGUGACGAGGAGGGGGAUGAUCGGCGGGUACAUCAGGAAGACAAGGCCAGCAGGCUGAAAGGUUUUAAGUUCCUCUUGCGCACGGAGCAGCUGAGAGGUGGGUGACUGCGGCGACAGGGAUUGCUG